This is a messenger RNA of Microdochium trichocladiopsis, 1389 nucleotides long. Its product is annotated as ankyrin repeat-containing domain protein. Lineage: Eukaryota; Fungi; Ascomycota; Sordariomycetes; Xylariales; Microdochiaceae. Bases 128 to 1366 code for a protein of 412 amino acids. Gene Ontology annotation, molecular function: protein binding. The transcript has 2 exons. Gene Ontology annotation, cellular component: cytoplasm; nucleus. The record is from RefSeq and is a predicted model, not a curated record.
UGAUAUCUUGACGUAUUUCCUCAUCGAAGGUCCAAUUCCCAUUCCUCGACAACAACUCGAACCACUGGGGAUCUCAUAGACGCGUCUGGCUUCUUUAUGUUGUCAACAUAUGACUUUGAAGAGAUAAAUGGCCUCGGUUGUCGAGAUGAAAUCUAGUGAUAGUAUGUCGGUCUCGACCAGGGCUUCCAUGACUGGAGCCUUGAAGUCACCAGUCACUACAGAGAUCGAAAUCAAUUUUCCACAGCUGUCCGACAAAAGUCAAGUCCAGCAACUCUUGACCAAGUUUCGUCAAAAGUCAGGUCGAUCAGCUAAGGACGAGCUCAAAUCCCUACGAAAGCUGCACGAGGGCAUCGAUAGGUGCGACUACAAGGCGUGUCAUAAAGCUCUAGCGGAUAAGGCGAAUCCAAAUGCUGGGCUGAAACCGACGUCCCUCACUCCAAUCCAUCGAGCUUUGGACAGAGCCGAGAAGUGCAUCGAGUCGGACGACAAAGCAGCAGCCACCGAGGCUAUCCGCAUCGUGUCGGCUCUGGUCAUCGCUGGGUCAGACCUUGAGGUUCGUGACAAUGAAGGUCGUUCUCCACUCAUCCGCGUGGCGAAAGGCGAGAUGACGGAUGAUCUUGCCUCUCUCAUGAUCGACUUUGGAGCAAAUGUCAAUGCUGUUGACAAGCAAAAGAACUCGGCACUGCAUUAUGCGGCCAUGAGCUCGGCCUUACCAGAAAUGAGAAACACUGAGCUUGUCCGGAUACUAGUCACGAAUGGUGCCGACAUCAGUAUCAAGAACGACCGUGGUCGAACACCACUGUUCACGGCCGUCCUCUUCGAUCACCUGGAACGCGCAGAGGACCUGCUUGAGCACGGAGCCGAUGUUUCCACGACGGACAUCAACGAUCGAACGCCACUCUAUACCGCUGUCAUCCAGGGCUACUCUCGGAUGAUCAAGCUUCUCUGCGCGAGCGGAGCCUACGUCGAUAUCAAGGACAAGAACGGCCAGACGCCCUUGCAUUAUGCAAUAUCGCACGGUCGCAGCGAGGUUGCGGAGACGCUCCUAGCCGCUGGGGCCGACACCAACCUCGUGUCCAAGGGCGAGACACCGCUGUGCCGUGCCACGUCGAAAUGCAACCUGCAGAUAAUAGACCUCUUGCUGAGACAUGGCGCCGACGUUGCAGUUCCAUCGCCCAACUACGGCGGCGCGCUGGCGAUACACCUGGCGGCUAUUGGGCCGAGCGCCGAGGUGCUGAAGCGCUUGUUGGAGGCUGGCUCGCCGAGCAGCGCACAUGAUGACUCUAAGCGAACGCCAGCAGAGUGGGCCGUGGAAGCUGGAAAGCACGAGAACGCACGGCUUCUGCAUGCGUAUGCAGCCGGAUGAGCUUCCGCAGAGCCCGCCCGUGG